Messenger RNA from Papaver somniferum (opium poppy), 656 nucleotides. RefSeq lists its product as uncharacterized. The transcript is spliced from 2 exons. NCBI's taxonomy places the organism in Eukaryota, Viridiplantae, Streptophyta, Magnoliopsida, Ranunculales, Papaveraceae. The record is from RefSeq and is a predicted model, not a curated record. Bases 113 to 520 code for a protein of 135 amino acids.
CUGUGCCUCUGAAGUCCUAACACCAUCUUUUUCUAUCAUAAACAUUUGAACCUGUUGGUGCCUUGCAAGCAAAUCAAAUUUCUAAAGAAACUCUUUUGUGAGGGUGAGUGUAAUGGCUCAUUCGUUAGCCUCUUCAUUGCAGCUUUCUGUAGCUGCUUUCUCAACAAGAACCUCUAAACAAAGGAACUACCAAUGCUCAGGGAUUCAGAGAAUCAGAUGUGACCACCUGAGUUGGAAUUAUCAAACAUUAGAUGGUAAAUCAGAAACCCAAUCCGCUAUCGGUCGGAGGAUUCUUGUUGGGGGAUUCACCGGGGCGAUAUUGAGCUUGAACGUCGGUAACCAAACUGCAAAUGCGGCUCAGAGAAGACCGCCACCAAAGCCUCCGGCUGAGAAGAAAGACCCGAAUGUUAGCGGUGUUACUGCGAAAGUUCUUGCCAGUAUGAAGAGGAAAGAAGCCAUGAAAGAAGCCGUGGCAAAAUUAAGAGAGCGAGGAAAGAAAAUCGAGGGAGUGUCCGAGUAACAAGUUACAAAUCAACAAAUUGUAUGUUUAUGAUUAUGAAUGACCCUAUAUUGAUUCAACUACAACAAUUACUCUCUAUAUUUUUUUGUUAUGAAGUUAAAUUCAUGAUUGGGGAUUCAAAUUUUAUUGUUCUUUA